This is a messenger RNA of Loxodonta africana (African savanna elephant), 2023 nucleotides long. Its product is annotated as olfactory receptor 8K5-like. Gene Ontology annotation, biological process: G protein-coupled receptor signaling pathway; sensory perception of smell. Bases 864 to 1787 code for a protein of 307 amino acids. The transcript has a single exon. NCBI's taxonomy places the organism in Eukaryota, Metazoa, Chordata, Mammalia, Proboscidea, Elephantidae. The record is from RefSeq and is a predicted model, not a curated record. Gene Ontology annotation, molecular function: G protein-coupled receptor activity; odorant binding; olfactory receptor activity. Gene Ontology annotation, cellular component: membrane.
UGUGUUACAUAUGGAUCCCUGUAUUUUUGGAUGUGGAAACCCUAGUGGUGUAGUGGCUAUAUGGGUUCAAACUCAAAUCCACUAGGUGCUUCUUGGAAAGUCUAUGAGGCAGUUCUACUCUGACCUAUAUAGUCACUAUGAAUCAGAAUUGACUUGAUGGCAAUGGGUUUUUUUUUUUUUUUUGUGGGAUAUAGAAGUUUCUAAAGUUUACUUCAACUUCAAAAUCAGAUGAAAAGCCCUGGUUUUACAGUGGUGAAGUGCUUGGCUACUAACAGAAAGAUCAGUCACUUUGUAGGAGAAAGAUGUGGCAACCUGUUUCAGUAAAGAUUGUCCCCUUGGAAACCCCAAGAGGAUUGUAUGUGUCAGAAAUGACUCAACAAUGACACAAAACAAUAACAAUAUGAAGGAAAAGGUCAGUGGUUAUUCACUGGUAGUCCUCUGUAUGGGAAACCUAGGUUAGGCUUCUGGCAGAUAUAAUUCAUGCACUACCAGCACUGGGUCUGUCCCUAGCGGAUUCUGCAUUGCUAUGACGCUGGACAGGUUUCAGCAGAGGUUCUAGACUAAGACAGGCUAGGAAAAAAUGCAUAGUGAUCAACUUCUGACAAUCAGCCAGUGAAAACCCUAUGGAUCACAAGGGUCCACUCCAAAACAGAUCAUGGGGAUGGUAGAAAAAUGGGCUGUGUUUUGUUCCAUUGUGUUUGUGGUCACUGUGAGUCGAGGAUAACUUAACGACAGAUAACAACAACAAAAAAUAUGAAGAAAAACUUCCAUUGCUUCUGAAAUAUUAUAACUUGUUUAGACAAUACUACAUGAAAGCUAAUACCAAACCCUCUGUUCCUUCACAGAAAAGAUAACUGGACCAAAUGGGCCAACAGAAUCUAACAGUACUGACUGAAUUCAUUCUAAUGGGAGUCACAAGGCACCCUGAGUUGCAGCACCCGCUUUUUGGGGUGUUUCUCCUCAUCUACAUGAUCACAGUGGUGGGCAACCUGGGCAUGAUCAUCUUGACCAAGAUGGAUUCCCGCCUACACACACCUAUGUAUUUUUUCAUCAGACACCUGGCCGUCAUUGAUCUUGGUAAUUCUACUGUCAUUUGUCCCAAGAUGUUAGUAAAUUUUGUUGUGGAUAAAAAUACCAUUUCCUAUUAUACAUGUGCCACACAGAUGGCUUUCUUCAUUUUGUUCAUUAUCAGUGAACUUUUUAUCCUAUCAGCUAUGGCCUAUGACCGCUAUGUGGCUAUCUGUAACCCUCUGCUCUACAAUGUUAUCAUGUCCCAAAGACUUUGCCAUGUGCUGGCAGGCAUUCCAUAUCUCUACAGUGCCUUUCAGUCUGUGAUGUUAACCAUUAAGACUUUUACAUCCAUCUUCUGUGGCUCUAAUGUCAUCUGUCAUUUCUACUGUGAUAAUGUUCCCUUGUUAUCUAUGCUUUGCUCAAAUUCACAAGAAAUAGAAUUGAUGCUUAUAAUAUUUUCAGCAUUUAAUUUGAUAACCUCCCUCCUGGUUGUCCUGCUCUCCUACCUGCUGAUUCUGAAAGCCAUAUUUCGAAUGCAUCCUGCCAAGAGCAGGAUAAAAGCUUUCUCCACAUGUGGUUCUCAUCUGACAGUGGUGGUUGUGUUUUAUGGGACUUUAUUAUUUAUGUAUGUGCAACCCAAAUCUGCUCACUCAUAUGAUACUGACACAAUGGCCUCUGUGUUUUACACUUUAGUCACCCCCAUGCUUAACCCUUUGAUAUAUAGCUUGAGGAACCAAGAGGUAAAAAGUGCCUUCCAUAGGGUUUUUAAAAAUUGAUGCCAACUUUAUAUUCAGUAUUCAAUAUUCAAACUUGUUUUUGUAAACAAUGCAAAAGGUAAUGUCACUUGAUAACAUUUUUAAUAGAUAUAAAUGUGCUUCUUUUGGUUCCAAGGCAGAAGCUAAUUAUAAGUUAGAUACUAUCACAUUGUUUAUACUAAGACAAAUUAAUCCUCCUUUAGCUAUCCAGUUAAGUGUUAUUUCUUCCCCAACUCUCCUUGCUUCCUAUGCAUUGC